Molecule: messenger RNA, 1868 nt
Organism: Hymenoscyphus albidus
Lineage: Eukaryota; Fungi; Ascomycota; Leotiomycetes; Helotiales; Helotiaceae
Source: the annotation of a GenBank genome assembly
AUGGACCUGAAGAUGGCCCUUCAAUACCACCGACCAUCCCAAGAACACAACCAAACCAGAAUGAUGAAUCACCCGUCUGGUCAAGCUUUGGCCUACGUCGAACAGCAUAGUCACAGGAUGCCUGCACAUGAUGGCAUGCCUGCGCGUGCCCCUCCGACCAUGACCAGUACUGCGCCGACACCAACCCUUCAAGAUCUCUACGAAGCACUUCGCGACACCCCCGAGUACAAGGUCGCCCAAAUGUUUCAAGAAAGAUUCAAGCAAGAGGAUGACCCAGACGUGGAGGAGCUCUAUCAGUUGUAUCUCCAGAAUGGAAACAAGCCCAUGAAGAAGCUUGUCUUCAAGGAGAAGGGCGGAUACCCCAAGGAUGGACGUGUCGACCCUAACGCGAAUGUAAGCACAUUUGUGUAUCCUCUCAUCUCUUCAAUAGCCAUUGAUACUCCAUGCCCAUCGCUUUCAUUCCCAGAUACAAUGAGACGUAUGCUAACUUGUGGUAGUGGGGAAUCUAUCAACGGAUGCAUGGCGACCCAGAGAAUCAUCGAAGAUAUCCCCUUGAUCACAUCCCAUUUCCACCUUGUGGUAUGGAGGUCAAAUGGGUGGCUCCUGGAGAUCCAGGCUAUCCAGCCGAUCCUGAACAUACAGCUACUUUCCGCCAACAACGCACCGCUGCUGAAAGUGCAACUGCCCCCCUCUCUCCUCAACUCCCUGAGCAUAUGAGAGAGCAACUUUCUCAGGUACAUGAAUCCGCUGCCACCUUUCAUGACGGCGAUGACCGCACUUUCUUCCCUGCAGCUGCCCUGCAACUCACUACUCCACAAGCCAUCAACUUGACACAUGAACGUGGAUUCACCAGUGCUCAAAAAGACCUGAGGACCAUCCAAGAGGAGGCAUACAAGGCAACUGUUGGAAAACGUGAAGCACAAAGCUUAUACAAUCCAUAUGCAACUCCAGGAAGUUCUAGUUAUGGCCAAAAGUAUCCAAGUCACAGUCCUAGCGUGUUGGCCUAUAUUCACAAUCAACAAAGCAGUGCCACCAGCUCGCCAACAGUCAAUCGGUCAAUGCAGAAGUCGGCUUCCCAAAUCGCAAGAGACAUUGGUGCUCAGCUCACUACCAACGUCAAGCCUGAAAUGCCAGCCCAACACCACCAACGACAGAGCGCCUCAAACCAACUCCGUCCAGAUUCACCAUCAUUCAACUUGCAGCAACCACGAAAGGCAUCCAAUGAUUCACAAAGCAGCGCUCUCACUCCCAAUCUCGGAAAGGGCAACCACUCCCAUGAGCUUCUUGAGAUCCUUCGUCAGACGUCUUCAGGCGCAAGCGCUACACCACAACCCAAAGUCAACCAUGCACAUCGCCCAAGCUCGCAGCCAGAUCUCAUGGACACAAUUCGUGGUAAUACAGGCAUGUCACUUCUUCAACAGCACGAGUUGAGACUACAGCAAGCAGCUGCAGAGCGAGAGAGAUUCAAUGCUAGCGCUGGCCAUGCGAAUAGCACGCUCAACUUCAGACAAGCUCCCAGCCGUCACCAAACCCACAGUCAACAAUUCUCUGGUGCCUCUGUUAGCUUUGGCUCAAGUGCUGGUUCCUCAUCUGCAUACCUUCAAAGCUUGCAACAAAACCCCAGCUACUACCAACCAAAUCAAGCAAGCACAACCAGACCACAUGGUCACUUUCGCACUGCAUCUACACGCCCAAGUGAUGCGAAGCAGGUUCCGAUGACAAACCAAGCACCUACAAAAGCAACUGCCCAAGCAGAAAUGAGUUCCAGUGCUAGUCAUGCAACUACUGGUCAAGCAAAGCCAAGUUCAAGUUUCAACCCGGGCAACUUCAACGCCUCAAACAUUGAUUUCAGUUUCAAGCCAUUUUGA